This is a messenger RNA of Monopterus albus (swamp eel), 1723 nucleotides long. It is a transcript of the gene lancl1, whose product is annotated as LanC antibiotic synthetase component C-like 1 (bacterial). Bases 138 to 1358 code for a protein of 406 amino acids. The transcript is spliced from 10 exons. Lineage: Eukaryota; Metazoa; Chordata; Actinopteri; Synbranchiformes; Synbranchidae. Gene Ontology annotation, cellular component: plasma membrane. Gene Ontology annotation, biological process: peptide modification; carbohydrate metabolic process. The record is from RefSeq and is a predicted model, not a curated record.
GCAGUAGCGCGUCAGCUGAAGCUAAACGCCGGUCAGAAAAAUGUAAAGAUGGAGAAAAUCUAAUAUUAAUUGCGCAGUGCUUGUAGAGAUUAGCCGACGCAGAUACAAAGCAGUACAGCAGUAACAAGGCUGUGAAAAUGGACACAAGAGCCUUGAGGAAUCCGUAUCCUGACUAUGAUGGGAGCUCUGCUUCCACACAGACGUUGUUUGACUCUCAGGGAAAGCUCACAUCAGAGUUUUCCCAGCGGCUGAGAAGCAAGGUCGGUGAGCUUUUAGCUAUCAUGGAAAAUGGGCUGAAGUCUGCAGAUCCAAGGAACUGCACCACUUACACUGGCUGGGCAGGUAUUGCUCUGCUCUACCUGCAUCUCCACAGUGUGUUGAAGGAUGACUCCUUCCUUCAGAAAGCACUAGAGUAUGUCAGCCGCAGUUUGAAAUGUUUGACCCGACAUCAUGACGUCACCUUCCUCUGUGGGGAUGCAGGUCCCCUGGCCGUGGCUGCUGUGGUCUACUACCGCCUGCAGAGGGGACAAGAGAGUGAUGAGUGCAUCACCAGACUGCUGCAGUAUCACAAGGCUGUGGUGAAAGGCUCAGGUGGGCUACCAGAUGAGCUGCUUUAUGGGCGGAUGGGAUACCUCUACUCUCUUGUCUUCAUCAGCCAACAGCUGGGCCAAGACAGGGUCCCGCUGCAGUACAUCCAGCAGAUCACCGAGGCUGUAUUGGCAUCAGGCGAGCACAUAAGCAGGAAGUUUAAGAUCCAGAACCAGAGCCCUCUGAUGUAUGAGUGGUACCAGGAGCAGUAUGUUGGCGCCGCCCAUGGCCUGGCUGGCAUCUACUACUUCCUCAUGCAGCCAGGCUUCGUCUCUGUGGAGGAGCACAUACACAGGCUGGUGAAGCCCAGCGUCGACCACGUCUGCCAUCUUAAGUUCCCCUCAGGAAACUACCCUCCCUGCAUCGGAGAUGAUCGAGACCUGCUGGUGCAUUGGUGCCACGGAUCGCCAGGGGUAAUCUACAUGCUCCUGCAGGCUUACAAGGUGUUCCAUGUUCCUCAGUACCUGGAAGACGCCCUGCAGUGUGGAGAGGUGGUGUGGCGGUGGGGUUUGCUGAAGAAGGGCUACGGCCUGUGUCAUGGUGCGGCGGGUAACGCCUACGCCUUCCUGGCUCUCUACCAGCAAACGCAGGACCCCAGGCACCUUUACAGAGCCUGCAUGUUUGCAGACUGGUGUAUGAACUAUGGCAAACACGGAUGCCGAACACCAGAUACUCCCUUCUCACUUUUUGAAGGCAUGGCAGGCACCAUCUAUUUCCUCGCCGACCUACUGCAGCCUUUGAAAGCUAGGUUCCCGGCCUUUGAGAUUUAAAGGCUCUUUGACAGGUAGUCCUCCCCACACACUGCGACAAACACAAGAAGACCUCUACUUGUGCUCUCUUUAUCACAAACGUGCAUGGAAACUGCCUUCAUAUCCAUAAAAAAUGUUGUGGGACUUGAUAAAUUGAGUCUUGAGGCUGACUUUGACUCCUGCUUCACACUUUGUACCAUGUUCUUCCUGCUCUGCUCUACUGGAACGGGACAUGUUAGCAACAGGAUAAAUUCUGUACUCACAUCUCGGCUCAUAACUAUCUUGAAUAUAUGUAAAUAAGCAAAGUGUUUCCAGAGUUUGUAUCUUUUUGUUUGUGUAUAAAUGCAAGUCCUGCUGUUACUCUGAUUGUGAUGCAUUUAAGGUUU